This is a messenger RNA of Coregonus sp. 'balchen', 2371 nucleotides long. The record is from the annotation of a GenBank genome assembly. NCBI's taxonomy places the organism in Eukaryota, Metazoa, Chordata, Actinopteri, Salmoniformes, Salmonidae.
CUUCCUACUUGUCUUGGAGCUGCGUGCUUGUGUUAGCUAGCAACAGUCAUGAGAAAAACUAUUAUAAUGUGUUGAUAUUAUAACAUCAUAUAUCGUGUAUUACUUCACUUUAUAUUAAGUAGUUUAUCAAACGUUCGUCACGAUGGGUUUGCUGACGAUACUGAAGAAAAUGAAGCACAAGGAGAGAGAGAUGCGACUACUAAUGUUGUAUCCUUUCUGCUGAUAAUGAAAGAAGAGUUGUGAUGAGUUAGUCAGCGACGAUGUUUACCUAGCUAUAGCUACAUAACUAUAUGUCGUAGAUAUGCGGAUGAAAGUGGUUUAUCUACCUAUGUGAUCGGACUAGUUUUGUCGCCUCACGUUGGGUCUGAUACAGUUGUGUUUUCUAAGUGGCCAGUUAGCUAUGGUCAUCUAGCUUCGCCUGUCGGCAAGUAGGCCUAGCUAGCUACUGCGACUAUCUGCCCGUCACACCCAUAGCUAGGCUACAUAUCUUGCGAUGUUUAGAAGCUACGUUUGUUAACCCACUGGUUAAACGAUUACUCAGCUAUAUGGCUAUCCCUGCCUAAUACAAGUGGUGCAAAUGAUGAUGAUGAUGAUGAUGAUGUGUGUGUGUCACCCUCUAAUCUGUACGGAGGUCCCCCUGGCCAGUUCCAGUCCUUAACCAUGUACUACAGGGGUCUAGACAACGCUGGUAAGACCACUAUUCUGAAGAAGUUCAAUGGCGAGGACGUGAGCACCAUCUCUCCUACACUGGGGUUCAAUAUCAAAACCUUGGAGCAUAAAGGGUGAGUCAAAACACGCUACCGUUAUCAUCAUCAGGAGGGUCAUCUUGCACCCCUUAUCUUAGGCAGACGGGAGACUUCACACACUUUUAUUUAACCGUUCAUUCACUCCUCUCUUCUCCUCGUCCUCCACUCUCCCUCUCCUCCUAUCCUCAGGUUCAAGUUGAACAUCUGGGAUGUGGGCGGUCAGAAAUCCCUUCGUUCUUACUGGAGGAACUACUUUGAGAGCACCGAUGGGCUGGUGUGGGUGGUAGACAGCGCAGACAGACUGAGGCUGGAGGAUUGCAGACAGGAACUCAGCUCUCUGCUGCUGGAGGAGGUACCUAGAGGGUUACACACACUUAAACACACAGAGGAGUAAACACACACAAACUCUCACACACACACAAAAGGUGGAGCGCAUACCCCCAACACACACACACACACACACAUGAAUGAAUGACUAACUUCUCUCUCUCUUCCUUUAUCUACCCCCUUCUCUCUCCCUUCAUUUAUCUACCCCCCUCUCUCUCUCCCUUCCUUUAUCUACCCCUCUCUCUCCCUUCCUUUAUCUACCCCUCUCUCUCCCUUCCUUUAUCUACCCCCCCCUCCUUCUCUCUCCAUUCCUUUAUCUACCCCCCCCCUCUCUCCAUUCCUUUAGCUACCCCCCCCUCUCGUGUCCCCUUCCUUAUCUACCCCCUCUCUCUCCCUUCCUUGAUCUCCACCCCACCGCCUCUCUCCCUUUAUCUAACCCCCCUCUCUCUCUCUCUCUCUUCCUUAUCUACCCCCCUCUCUCAUCUUGCUUUAUCUACCCCCCUCUCUCUCCAUUCCUUUAUCUACCCCCCCCCUCUCUCCUUCCUCUCCCUUCGUUUAUCUACCCCCCCUCUCUCUUUUCUUCCUCUCAUCCCUUUCGCUAGAGGUUAUCAGGAGCUACUCUCCUGGUGUUCGCCAACAAACAGGACCUUCCUGGAUCCCUGAGUAAAGAGACCAUACGAGAGGUGAGAACACAGUUCCCCCUACACACACACACACACACACACACACACACACACACACACACACACACACUGACUCCCUCACAAUUUCUGUGUUUUUAUCAUCAGUUGGUUGGAAAUACUUCAUCUCUUACUGUGUGUGUGUGUGUAGGCCCUGGGCCUGGAUGACAUUAAGACCCAUCACUGGUGUAUCAUCGGCUGCAGUGCUGUGACAGGAGAGAACCUACUGACAGGAGUAGACUGGCUACUGGAUGACAUCGCUGCACGCGUCUUCACUGCAGAUUAGCACCCCGGGUUUGCAUUAAUAAAACGCAUCUGAAGAAGCUUCAGUGUUUCUCAACCUCCGGUCUGUGGGAUGUUGUUUGCUAUAUAAUGCUAGUUUUAGGGGAUAGUUUCCCAGACACAGAUGUUUUUCAGUCCAGGACUAGGGUUAAUUGGUUUCCAGGAAACCACCCCUGAAUGUGCAAUCGCACAAAACCUAGCUUUCCUGUCCCUAAUUAGAAAAAGGUUGAGAAACACUAGUAGGCCAGUCUGGGUACCAGUUUGUGCCAUCAUGCCACUGCACUGCUUGUCAUGCCAAACAACAAGGAGUGGGAUGACAUCACAAACAGAGGGAUG